UCAUUGAUGGUUAACUCCGUAAAUAUGGUUGAACAAUUGGUUGUUGAAAAUAGUAUAAAUUCAUUUGAAAUUAUUCCAUGGUUUAGUCAUAAUAACAUCGAAUUUUCAGGUCAUGAAUAUUUUCUAUGAUUUAUAUCAGGAUUAAAUUACUACACUUAUGCUAAAAUCAUCACUUUCAAUUAGACACUCCGCAACAGAUCGUGGACGUAAUUCAAAUUUUGCAAGAAGCUAGUUUACUAUUGAUUAUCAAUGAAAUGUAGAGAAAAUGAAUGUUUACAUCAUUCAAAUUUGAUAGAAAGAAAACAAAAUCGUGUUAUGUUUUAAUAGGAAAUACACUUUACACCUUUUUAUUAAUAAUAUGUUAUUGUUUUGAUGCAAUGCAUGGAAUAUAUUUUUCAACAUGGAUCUUAAUACUGAUAACCCUGGGGAAAAUAUUAACUUCUAGUGAGGACUCAGUAAUUGUUGGUAUUAUAGCAAAUGGAGCAGACAAAGUGGAGACAAGUAAUUUUUCCCGGCAUUCACAGACAGUUCAGGUUGUUAAAUAUUUCACUGACACUUCUCAAGUGUUCAAUAUAUACCGAUCAGUCCGUAAGCUGGAUACCAAUUCAAGCAUUGACGUCAUUGUGAUGAUGGACUAUGACAGCUCUGUUUUGAAGGUUCCCAACAUUAUGACGUCACAGAAUAAGAAGAUUCUUCCGAUGGGAGCAAGACCAAAAUAUUACGAAAAUGUGCACACAAAGAACAACACUUGCAAGGACAGUAAUUUACUCCCUAUUGAAAAGGAUGUGUAUUGUCUGCCAAGUACAAAUGGUAGCCUCAUUCAUAGGGAUACUCUUCUGUUAAGACAACCAAUACCCAGGGCAGUUUGUUCAAUUGUAAAAUCCCUCAAAUGGAAACAUGUCAUAAUUUUCUACGAAAGUGCCACAGAAGAUGAAAUAUCCAAACUUGUCGAUGACUUUUCUUCGGACGGCGUCAUGUUUGCUCUCUUCAACAACGACCAGGUGGAUGAUAUUCAUAGCGUACUUCUAAACAUAUAUCGGACAAGUAUCGCCAGCAAUAAAGCUAUUAACAUAGUUAUUGUGUGUGGCUUCAGUUGUACGAGAGACAUUAUUAAAGCCGCAAAUGAGUUUGAUUCUUUGAAUAAAUUUAAAACGCUGAUGAAAAAGUUCUCAAAAUGGCUAAUCGCUUUGCAUGGAUAUACUCGCUACGCAUCCCAUGCAUUGGUCACGUGUGCAGACGACCUUGAUAACGUUGGAAUUCUUGCAAUUCCAGAAAACAAAGGAAGUAUGAUUGAGGAUAUAUUCUACAUCAUUGAGAAAACUUUACUGGACACUCUGAGGGAGCAGAUAAUGAUAGACCGUUCCGAGGCCUUUAAGAACGACUUUAUUAACAAAUUUGAAGAAAAUGUCCAGUCUUGGGAUCCAAUAAGCAAGUGCCAGUCUUACUAUAUUGAUACAUUGAUUUGGUCAAGAAAUGGUAGAGAAUUUACCACUGUCGGUCAUGCUGAUAUCAACGGGGACGUUUCUCUAAAUUCUGACGUUUUUCCAAACCUGAAGUAUGGCUACAACAAGAGGAAAUUUCUUAUAUCAACUCUUGAGUAUGCGCCAUUUGUGAUCAAGAGGAAGGUCAACGACACCUACAUAUAUGAAGGAUUCUGUAUGGAUUUGUUAAACGAGUUGGCGCAUAAACUUAAUUUCACUUAUGAACUGACGGAGCCAGAUGAUGGAAACUGGGGGACAAUUACAAGUGAGGAAAAUUUAACGUUCAAUGGUCUUGUUGGACAACUGCAAAGAGAGGAGAUUGAUUUUGUUGCCGCGCCAAUUGCAAGCCAGGCAAUCAGGAGUCCAGCCAUGGACUUCAGUUAUUCAUACUACUACGAAUAUACUUCGGUCCUUGUGAAAAAACCCGAUGUGAAUGCAAGGAAGUGGAGAACUCUUAUAGAUCCAUUAAAAUGGGAGGUUCUUUUAACAAUAGGUAAACAACUUUAG
Messenger RNA from Ruditapes philippinarum (Manila clam), 1988 nucleotides. RefSeq lists its product as uncharacterized. The transcript has 12 exons. The record is from RefSeq and is a predicted model, not a curated record. Bases 270 to 1988 code for a protein of 572 amino acids. NCBI's taxonomy places the organism in Eukaryota, Metazoa, Mollusca, Bivalvia, Venerida, Veneridae. Gene Ontology annotation, cellular component: membrane. Gene Ontology annotation, molecular function: glutamate-gated receptor activity.